Lathyrus sativus (Indian pea) is the source of this 810-nucleotide messenger RNA. The record is from the annotation of a GenBank genome assembly. Lineage: Eukaryota; Viridiplantae; Streptophyta; Magnoliopsida; Fabales; Fabaceae.
AUGUCUAUUCUCUCUUUAACUCCACACUCCUUCCUUUGUAAUCUCUUUCUCAUCACUAUCCUUCUCACAUCUAAAUCCAAAGCAGACAACAACGACCAAAAAUUCCACUUCUUCUGUGACCAAAACAACGACAGAGGUAACUACAUAACCGGUGAUACCUACCACAACAACCUCAAAGUCGGUUUUAUACACCUUGCUUACUACAACCUUAACCCCAACAACGGUUUCACCAACACCAGUUACGGCGAAACCAACGACAAAGUAAACCUAAUAGGACUAUGUAGAGGAGACAUUAAUCUUCAAGACUGUCGCAAAUGUCUCAUUGGCUCCAAAUCCAAUCUCACACAAGCAUGUCCAAACAAAAAAGAAGCAAUUGGUUGGUUCGAGGACGAGAAAUGCAUGUUACGUUAUUCAGACCGUUCGAUAUUAGGGUUAAACGAAAUCGGACCUGCUUAUUUUGCAUGGAACAUGAACAACGCAACGUUGGCAGAUCAGUUUAACGUUGUUGUGAAACAGUUGUUGAAUGAUUUGAGAAGCAAAGCUGUGAAAGGUGAGUCGAAUCGGAAGUAUGUUGUGGGAACAUUGGCAGGUCCGAGUAGUGGUGAAAUGAUAUAUGGUCUUGUUCAGUGUACACCUGAUUUGAGCGGUGCACAGUGUGAUGAUUGUUUGAUUUCAUCUAUUGUUGAAGUUUCGAGAUGUUGUAGUAAUAGGAUUGGUGCUCGAAUUGUUAGGCCCAGUUGUAAUUUGAGAUUUGAAACUUCGUAUCAGUUCUAUCAACCUUCGACUGGACCGGCUUCAAAUCUUCCAUGA